Messenger RNA from Papilio machaon (common yellow swallowtail), 2932 nucleotides. RefSeq lists its product as uncharacterized. Bases 98 to 2890 code for a protein of 930 amino acids. NCBI's taxonomy places the organism in Eukaryota, Metazoa, Arthropoda, Insecta, Lepidoptera, Papilionidae. The record is from RefSeq and is a predicted model, not a curated record. Gene Ontology annotation, cellular component: nucleus. The transcript is spliced from 25 exons.
UGUGCUUGUGAAUCAUUGCUGACAACUUAUAUAAAAAACUCUUCUGAAAACCUUCAGAAACAAAUAUAUUUCCGCAAAUUUUUAUGAUUCUAACAGGAUGAACCAAUACUGCUUUAUAUGUAAUUCGAGAGCUGGAAUUUCUUUGCGAAAUGCUGUUAAUAUAUUUGGAGAAAAUAAUUUGCAACAAUCUGGUAAAUCUAUGGUUAAUAUUCUAAGUGAAAUUCUGGACAAAGAGAUCAAAGAAAAAAAUAUACAUUCGAAGAUUCUCUGCAACAAAUGUCACAAAACUUGUAUCGAAUAUGAUUCAAUACAAAUCAGAUUGCAAGUUAUAAAAUCUUUAAUGUUAACACAAUUCAAAAAAACAUUGCCUCGACAUAAUUUGGAUUAUGAUACUUAUAAUGAAGAGUCAAGUCCUACGAAGUUUAGUGGAAAAAAAAUCGUACUACCCGCAUCAAAGUUGCAACCUUUACCUUCUAACUUCGUACUUAAAGGUGGAAAAUUGGGAACUACACCUUUAUCCAAUUUUACUUCGAAAUUAAAUAACCCAGAAAUAAGAAUAUUAUCACCAUCUACGUUAAAUUUAAAAGUGACAGUUGGCUCGUCAGUUCUCACACAGAGCAUAAAGACGACUGGCGUUACAAACAAACAACGCGGUCUCGCUCACACAGUGACGUCAUCCGUCACGUCAACUUUAACAUCCGUCACGUCAUCCGUCACGUCAACGAGUUUCACGAACACGAAGACGACAAGUCCUGUGUUAAGUUUCACAUUAGAGGAACCUCCUAAAGAUAUAUUUUCCGGUGAAUUAAAUCAGAGUUCUUCACCGAAAAGUGAUGAAAAUGAUGAUGAUCCUGUCAAUGAUGAUCAACCAAUGGAGAUUGAUGAAGCUUGUUCCCUCGCCGUUAUAACAACUACAGCAAAUGAGGGGAAAUUGAUCUUCGAAGAUAUAGAUAAGAAUGAUGAGGAAAAAUCGAAGUCUUUCUUUGACGUGGACUUGUUGUCCAGUCUGAGCUCCCCCGCGGGGGAGGGGGAGGGGGAGGGGAAGUACGUGGUGGGCAAACUGCAGAUGAUGCAGGGUGAUGAUGAUGAUGAUGAUCAACCUACGAUAGUAAUGGGAGGUGAGAACGGGUCAAUAAUACGUGUGAUGUCGGGACAGAAGUUUCUGUGCGGGACAGGGGAGAUAUCUCUGGUGAUGCCCGAGGAAGCUGACCUGGAAGGGCAGGAUACACAAGAUUCAAACGAGGAGUCCCAGUUCGAGCUGCAUGUGUCUGGAGAUGAGGAAACGGCUAACGCCAUCAUUGCGGCCGCGCAGGAACAGGGCGGGGCAUUUAUUAAAGUGGAAUCUGGAGAAAUGUUUCGAGUUGAGUCAGUUCAGAGCAAAACUGACGAUGAUGUGUCUGAUGAAGACGACGCUAUGUUGUUAGACAUAGUAGCUCGGGAGAACGGACAAUUUAAAUGUUUAAUUUGCGAAAGAAACGAUUCAGAAGGUGCUCAGUUUGUUGGCUCUGCGGCGAACAUGGCGCAGCACAUGCGCAGUGCUCACGGCGCUCGUAUACACAUCUGCGCACUCUGCGGCCUCAUACUGCGCAAGAAGGCUGACUACCUCGCACACCUCAGCAAACACAAAAAUCUUGUACAUACGGACAAAAGUAAAAUACAUGAGUGUAACGUUUGCCAGAAGAAGUACAAUUCUAAAUCAACGUUGGCAGAACACAUGCACACACACACAGGCUCCAAACCUCACACAUGCUCUGUUUGUAUCAAGAGUUUUGCAUCGAAAUAUACUCUGCAGUCACAUCUCAAGACUCAUCUGGACAGGCCGCGUCCCUUCAAAUGUACUCAAUGCGGCAAGUCGUUCUUAACGCAGCAGAAUUUAAACCAACACGAGAAAACUCACUCUGGAGUUAAAGAAUUCAUCUGUAAAGUUUGUGGUAAGGCAUUUGGUGCUCUGCACAACCUGGAGGUGCACGGUGUGGUGCACUCCGGCAACAAACCCUUCGUCUGCGGCGUCUGCUCCAAGGGCUUCGCGAGAAGAGCUGAAGUUAGAGACCAUAUGAGGAUACAUACUGGAGAGCGACCGUUCUCGUGUGAGGAGUGCGGGGCGAGGUUCACUCAGCGCUCCAACUUACACUCACACCGACGAGCAACACAUCUAGAUGACAAGCGUCAUGUCUGUCAUCUCUGUCCCAAGAGGUUCAAACGACGACGGUUGUUGGAUUACCACGUGAAGGCGUCUCACACAGGUGAGAGGCCGCUGCAGUGCGAAGUGUGUCAGGCAUCCUUCGUAUAUCCUGAACACUUCAAGAAACACAUGCGCAUACACAGCGGGGAGAAACCAUAUAGUUGUGAGGUGUGCGGUCGUCAGUUCAACACACGAGACAAUCUGAACACACACCGCUACGUGCACAGCGACAAGAAGCCGUACGAGUGUGUCGUGUGCUCCGCCGGGUACAUGCGCAAACAGCAGCUCUACCAUCACAUGAAGAACACCGGACAUCUCGCUGAGUCAAUAGUUGUCAAUCAGCCGCGCAUAUUGAAGGUGCCGCAAAAUGUGGUGACGUCAGCGGGAACAAUCAUCAUAGAUCCAGGGAAAGAGGAAGAUACAGCUGAUAUCAGGAGUUCUGGAAUCUUUGAAGAAACCCAAGAGGAAAAUGUGAAACCUAUAGAAAAUUCCACACUGGAUAUAAUACAAAAUAACGAAGUUCAACCAUUAAUAACUUUACAUAAUAUAUCAACUGAAAAAGACAAUUCCAUAUUAGAAACAAUAUCAGAGGAACAAUUAACUGAAGAUAAUGCGCAAAUAACAACAGUAGAUGCGACAAAUGCAAAUGUCACAAGACUCAUACAAUUUCAAUUACCUGACGGAACAAGUGGAUGGCUCGCUGUAUGAUAUAAAAAAUAGAAUUAUGUCUAUAACAAUUAUUAAAUUAUU